Podarcis lilfordi (Lilford's wall lizard) is the source of this 1466-nucleotide messenger RNA. The record is from the annotation of a GenBank genome assembly. Lineage: Eukaryota; Metazoa; Chordata; Lepidosauria; Squamata; Lacertidae.
AUGCUUUUCUGCCAUAAUAAACCAGGGGAGGAGGCCAUGAACGAGCCUUCUGCACGGACCUCAUCCUGUGAGUGCUGGUCUUGCAUAGGCAAGACAGGGAGUGGCGACUCCCAUCACCGUUUGCCGUGAGGGGAAUUUCAGGCAGACAUUAUAUGUGGCUCUCUGUUUAAUUUCUUAGGCAAAUAGGAAACUACCCAGCAUAGGCUAAUCCAGGCUUUCCCAAAUUUGGGUCUCCAGCUGGUUUUGGACUAUAAUUCCCAUCAUUCCCUGACCACUGGUCCUGGGAGCUAGGGAUGAUGGGAGUUGUAGUCCAAAAACAGCUGGAGACUCAAGUUUGGGAAGCUAUGGGCUAGUCAUCCAUUAGAGCUAAUAGGGCACUGCCCCACCAACUUCAAGAGACCUUCAAGCAGUCCCUGCCACCUUGUUUUUGCAAUGAGUCCAGGUAUCGGGAUGUUGUCAGCGGCUCUUGGCUGGUUGCCCAGGAAAGUAUAGAGACAAGGAAAAGUUUCUUACAGUUCUUUUUUAUUUCAGUCUUUACAGAGAGAGGCUAUAGAACCCAGCUUCUUGGAUAAUGGUGCUGUCCCAAGUGAAUCUCCACCCCCACCCCCGUCUCUCCCACUUCCUCCUUCCUCAUUCUCAUCAUUUCCUCUACGGGUGCUGCUACAUUAAGUUUACCAGAUUUUUUUCAAUGAAUCCAGGGACACUUUUCAACUUCAAUGGAUUUUGUAUGGGGACUGAUCUGUAAAUCCGGGGACUGUCCCCAGGAAACGGGGACGUCUGGUAACCUUACGCUACAUGCCCUCUGUCUUUGAGCUCUUUGCUCUCCUGCUUUUAAGGCUCGCCUGGUUCUGGAAGAUGGAGGGUCGGGAAUGCUUUCUAAUGACAACCAGUCAGCUGGGUGUUGCUGUGGCUCUCCCAUGAUUUCCCAGCUUUCCCCCUCAUCUGCCUCUGAGCUGCGACCUCCCUCAAAGCCCUGUUGUAAAUCUACACAGUCUUCCUCUUCCUCCUCCCUGGAAGGGUCAGGGUGGGGAGGCGGUCUCCACUAUUCCUCUUCUGCCCAGUCUCUGACCCCAGGGGGUGGGUGGGUUUGCCUGUCCUUGGCUCUGGUUGCCUUUCCUUCUUCCCUAUCGUUCCCAGUGGGCACAAGCCAACACUGAAACUGGCUUAUACCAGGUAGUACCAUCAAGGGGGCAGGAGAGGAGGAGGAGGAGGAGGAGGAGGAGGAGAAGGAGGAGGAGAAGAAGAAGAAGAAGAAGAAGAAGAAGAAGAAGAAGAAGAAGAAGAAGAAGAAGAAGAAGAAGAGCAGCUACUCUGACUCACUGGGACGAUUCCCAGCCAAUCUUCCCACAAAGCAAUCAACGUUGGCUUCAGCUGGAUCAUCUGCUCUAACAAGUAGGCCUGGGAUUGUACAACAUCAGUUAACCAUGUGCAGCAGAAGCCUAAUUAGUUUCUGGAAACUUAUCUAG